Molecule: messenger RNA, 1113 nt
Organism: Trypanosoma brucei brucei TREU927
Lineage: Eukaryota; Euglenozoa; Kinetoplastea; Trypanosomatida; Trypanosomatidae
Gene: Tb927.3.970
Exons: 1
Coding region: 1-1113 (370 amino acids)
Molecular function (GO): NAD binding; NADP binding; oxidoreductase activity
Source: RefSeq, a predicted model, not a curated record
AUGUCGGCCAUUAAACGCUCCCUUAACGUUGGUGUAGUGGGCAUGGGUAACAUGGGAGUUCCCAUUGCACGCAAUCUUGGCUUCAAAGCACGCAGUGCCAUGUAUUUACAGAUCCAUAGCAGGGCACUCAGUAAAGCGAAGCGAGUGUGCGACGAUCUUUCGGUUGAUGGGGCAACUUGUGCUAUGCGCAUCCACGACCGCUAUUCCACGAUGACAAAAUGGUGUGACGUGAUUGUGCUUGCCCUAGCUGAUGUUAAGGCAUCGCGACACGCACUACUAGAAGAUAAUGAGUCACUUAUCAUGAACGCGCGCAAAGGUCAAAUCAUUGUGGAUCACACCACUGUGGAUGCCGAAACCUCGCGUGAAUGCGCGCACGAAGCGGCUCGCCGGGGUGCUUACUUUCUCGAUGCACCAAUGAGUGGGAGCCCACGUGCUUGCUUCAAUGGACAACUGCUGCUGAUGGUUGGUGGUGACGCAGAGACCUUUCAGAAGAUGCUGCCGAUAUUUCACAUGUACGCUGAUAACGUGUUUCAUAUGGGCGAGAGUGGUAGCGGGACCGCGGCGAAGAUGAUAUCGCAAGCCCUCGUGGCCUCGCACAACGCAGCAGCAGCCGAGGCUCUUUCAAUGGCCCAUGCCCUCGGCAUCGAAGACCAAAGCAAACUUGUGCAGGUUCUUGAUGCCUCAUGGGGAAGCAGCACAAUGCUGCGCCGAAACGCCCCACUAUUGCAGGACCUCAUACGUAACCCAGAUAAAACCCCCCCUACGUCUGCCGUUAGUGUUGAUCGGCUGUUGUCUGACCUCGCCCAUUUGGAUGCCUCGCUGCCUAAGCGCGGUGGGGAGGAUGAACCGUUUCCGGUUUUCGAUGCCGCGCUCCGCUCGCUGGCCGCUGCAUCCGAUGCAGGUAUGGGUGACCGGGACCUUGCUUCAGUUGUGCAUUACAUCGAGGCGGGAGAGGCGGAAUUGCGAAACCGAACGCGUGUACCGUUGGGUGGUGAGCAUUUGACAGGUCGAACUGCGGCGACUGAGGCCAACUCAAGCGUCAAUGAAACCCCUUCGACCGUCAAUGGUUCUUCUGAAGUCCCCAAUGAAUUUGGGGUGGAGGACUUUUACUAG